Molecule: messenger RNA, 2661 nt
Organism: Hypomesus transpacificus
Lineage: Eukaryota; Metazoa; Chordata; Actinopteri; Osmeriformes; Osmeridae
Product: WD repeat-containing protein 49-like
Exons: 16
Coding region: 1-2661 (886 amino acids)
Molecular function (GO): protein binding
Source: RefSeq, a predicted model, not a curated record
AUGGCGGCUGGACAGCUGGAAAGCAGAUUGAGAAUGGAAGACUAUGAGAAACUACAAAGCCUCUUCCUGGAUGAUGUCGGGAAAACUCUGUCCCUCUCCAGAACUGAGUUUGUUGACCAGGCCCACUGCCUCAUAGGACAGGGCUCCAAGGAGGAGUAUGGCCACCUAUUUGACCGUGUGAUUGUCACUCAAGAGCACCGCGGCCUGCUAAUGGACAGUGCAGAUAAGAAAGGGGAGUGUCGGACAGAUUGGGAGGGGCUGAGCUCCUACCUGCUGUUGGAGCUGUCGGAGAAGGAGGAGCAUGCCAGAGCCAAGCGUGUGCCUCGCUGGACAGCCCCUCGAACUCUAACUUCUCCACACCGUGACCCUGUCCAACAGGUGGCAUACCUGUGUUGCUCUGCCCGCUACCUGUCUGUGAGCAAGGGGGGCACUCUGGGAGUGUGGGGAGGGGAAGACUUCUCCCUCCUCCAAAGCCAGCGCCUCCACAACAGCUCGGUGAGGCCCCGUGACCUCUGGGUGACCUCCAUGGUGGUGCUGCACAACGUCAACAAGAUAGCGGUGUCGUUCACCACUAAGGAGGUGUGUUUCUAUGACCUGCUCUCUAAACAGGAGUUCAGCCUCCAGUACAAAUUGCAGGGUUUGAGACACACACCCCUGUGUUUAGACUACUGGUCUGACCCCACCCACCCCGACCAGGCAGUGCUCACCAUAGGAGACACAGGAGGACAGGUGAGAGCUCAGAUCUCUCUGUUUGAGAGACCUAGCACAGGGGCGGAGACGGAAUCUGACUACAUCAUCAAGUGGGAGGAGUUAGCACAGGGAAGACAUCGCUGCUGCUACAUACUCGCACACCGAGAGCACGGACAGGCAUGGGUCCGCAGAGUGCGUUUCCUUGGCUCCUUAGAGGCCUUUGUGUCAUGCAGCACCAGCGCUCAGAGCAGCAUGGUGAUUGGUUGGCGAGAGAAAGAGGGCGUGCCUCUUCGACUUACCGCUUUCCAAACAGAGAAAGGAGCCAAUGAUCUGGAUCACCACCCUGGGCUCAACCUCAUUGCCACAGCAGGGGUAGACAACAAGGUUCUCCUGUGGAACCCCUAUGUAAUCUUCAAACCUGUGGGCGUCCUCCGAGGUCACCUGUCCAGCGUCACCGCCGUACGCUUUGUCCUGGACAAGAAACAGCUGAUCAGUUACUCCAAGGACAAGGUGCUGAGACUGUGGGAUGUGUCCAGCCAACUGUGCAUCCAGCUGGUUACGGGGCUGUUCCCCAGGACCCAGGAGGAGUGUGUGACCCUGGUGUACCUCCACGAGGAGCGCUCUCGCCUUCUGCUCUCCUUCAACAGCCUCCUCCUCCUCCUGGAGGGUCCGCGCAGGGAGACGGGCCGUAGGGCCCUCAGCCACCACUGCCCUGUCACCUGUGUUAUCUACAACAGCCUCUUCAGACAGGUGAUUAGCAGUGACUCUGGCUCCUCAGUGGUCUUCUGGCUCCCAGACACAGGUCACAAGGUCAAGCAGUUUCACCGUUGUCAUGGCAACGCUGAGAUCUCCACCAUGGCGCUGGACGGAACACAAACACGCCUCUUCACCGCCGGCACUGAUGGAAUGGUAAAGGUGUGGGACUUUAAUGGCCACUGCCAUCACUGUCUGGAUGCAGGCAGAGAGCAGGCCGUGGAGAUCUCCCAGCUGCUGGUGCUCAACAGGAGCGUGUUGGUCAUGGGCUGGGGCAGGAUGUUAACUGUGUUUCGGCUCCACUCCUUCUCCCAGUUCUUUGUGCAGCCCUCAGAGUGGAAGGGGGGUGUUCAGCAUCAAGACCACAUUCUGUGUGCUACUUUCAAGCCCCCACAGGCCCUUGUCACAGGAAGUUAUGAUGGUGAGAUCACAGUAUGGAACAACAGCACAGAGAAUGCUCUGAGAAAGCUCCGCCCACCUCAGAGAGAACCCGGUGUGACUGGGCUGGGUCAGAGCCAAGGCCAUGCCUCCAGGGCCACAAGCGAGGAAGGGCCAGAGAGCACCGAUGCUGUUACCAGACUUUACUUCUUGCCAGGGCGGGGCAAGGGCUUGGGGUCCACAGGCUGUGCAAACCUGGUCUCCUGUGGUGGUUCUGGUGUGGUGCGGUUCUGGAACACGGUCGGUAGCAGCUUGGUCGGAGAAUUCACUGCCCAUAGAGACGCAGGAGCGAUCAUCAUGACUGUGAGCUCCUGCGGUCGAUACCUGGUCACUGCUGAUAUAACCCUGAAGGCCUGGGACAUACAGAACUACUGCUUCCAGUCUGAAGAGGGAGUGACCAAUGAUGCUCCAGAGCUGCUAGGUAGGCUACGCCCACACCUGGACUGUGUCACUCACCUGGAGACCUGCAUCCAUGGCAACAGACUCCUCCUCCUCUCGGCCUCGUCCGACUGCUGUGUGGCUCUCAGCUACCUGCCUGGACACACAGUGGGCAUCUUUGGGCAGAUUCGGGUGCUCACGGUCAAAUCUAACAUGCUGUUACACCCUCACUCUACCAGGAGGAGCACUGGCACCUUGAUGGCCCAGGGGCUACAACCCCUAUGCAGGGGGCACAGGGAGGGCCCACACAAGGGGCAGGAUCCUCCCCCAGCCUGGGGGGCGUUUCCUCUGAGCCUGGCACCAACCCCCCAGAGGAGAAGGGAGUCAUGCCGGAGGCUGUGA